GGAGAACUUUUCCCGCGGUGAAGCUGUUGCAGCGUGAUGCGUCGGGAUGGAGGAGGCGGAGCACACUCACUACGUCGCCCAGCUGAAGGCGGAGUUCGACAGCUGCGACACGACAGCCACCGGCUUCCUGGACAGAGACGAGCUGACGGCGCUCUGCCAGAAGCUGCAGUUGGACGCUCACCUGCCGCUGCUGCUGGACACACUGCUGGGCGAACGCACCUACGCCAGGGUGAACUUUGAGGAGUUUAAAGAAGGCUUUGUCGCCGUCCUGUCUCGCUCCCUGGACUUCAGCACAUCAGAGGACGACAGCAGCUACCUGGAGCCAGUCGUUCCAGAGGAGGUGAAGCCGAAGUUCGUGAAGGGGACCAAGCGCUACGGCCGACGCUCCCGUCCUGACAGUAAAUAUGGCGCCGCGCUGACCUGCGACUCGGAGGACUCGCCACCGUCCAGGACCGAGGCCACGGACUCGUCACCGGCCGGCGUCCGCAGAGCCAAACUGAGGCGGUCCACGUCUCUGGAGAGCGUCGAGAGCCUGAAGUCCGAUGAGGAGGCAGGAAAUCUGAGGGACAACGUCCAGCCAGACUUUCAGUCUAAAGCUCCUCAGCAGGAGGAAGUGGAGCAGGGGAUAGUCAGAGGAGGAGCAGCAGGUGCAGGGGUCCAUGUCCUGACGGCAGUUUGUGAUCACCUGGGCCUGCAGCAGCUAAACACAGAGGAGCUGGACUUGCUGCUCAGAAAGUUGGAUGCCGACCUGGACGGCAGAGUCAGUAUCAGGGAUUUCCAGAAGGUUCUUUGUGGCUCCGCCCCCGUCUCCUGCUCCACCCCAGUACGACCUGCUGACCUGAGGAGGGCGCUACACGGGUCUCAGUCGGUGUUAGAGGAGCGCUCGGCUCGCUCCACCUCGCCCUCCCUGCUGACGGCCACCGUGGGUCAACGAAUCCUCAGCCGGCUGGACGACGGCUCAGGAUGCACCAGCCCCGAGCAGGUCAUCGGCCUCUGGACCGAGGAGGGCAUCAGGAACAGCCGGGACAUCUUGCAGACCCUGGACUUCCCUCUGGAGGAGCGUCUCAGUCUGGCCGACCUGACUCUGGCUCUGGACAACGAGCUGCUGGUCGGCGGGAACGGCAUCCACCAGGCGGCGCUCAUCUCCUACAAGAACGAGAUCCAGCACCUGCAGGUAGUGGCGGAACAGGCCUGCAGGGAGCGGGACAAGGUGAAGGCAGACCUGGAUCUGGCCGAUCAGAGGAACCUGCAGCUGGUCAGAGAAGUGGACGACCGCCACGCCAGCAUGGAGACGCUGAACCAGAGCAGGAUCAGGGACCUGGAGCAGGACUUCCGUGAUAGGCUGACGGCUCUGCGCAGUCAGUCAGAGCAGGAGAGCGAGGCGCUGCUGCAGCAGGUGGAGAGAGAGCGAGACGCGCUGCAGGAGGAGCUACAGCUGCUCAGAGCGCAGGAGGCGGAGCUUCAGGAGGACCUCUGCAGUGUCACACAGGACAACAGUCGUCUGGAGGAGGAGCUCAGCUCUGUGAAGAUGAAACUGACUGAAGCAGAAAGUUCAGUCAACAAACUGCAGAGAGACCUGGACCAGCUGCUGCACGACAAGUUUGGCAGCUUGGACCCGGCCGGUGCUGGUCUGAGUCACGAGGAGCGAUUCUCUGAAAUCGUCAAAGAGUAUGAACUGCAGUGCAGGGAGCUGCGGGACAGAAAUGAUGAGCUGAGCUCAGAGGUGGAGCUGCUGAAGAGUCAGAGGAGCGACAGGAAGUCCGGGAGACCAGAAGGAGACACUGCCGCUCUGAACUGGACUGAACAACGGGCCGACAGCACCGAGCCCGACUCUGACGACUCGGACAUGAAGCGCAGCUCGUCUCCUCUGGUGAGGAAGAAACUACAACCUGUUGAUGAAACUGCUCUGGGGUCUCUGGACAGGGUCUCUGGUCCUGCCGUCAGUAUCCAGACUGAACUGGCUCUGGAGCAGCUGAAGCAGAAACACAACCAGGAGCUGCAGCAGCUGCACAUCCAGCUGGAGACACAGGUGAACUACUACGAGCGCAGUCUGGAGCUGAUGAGACAGAGCAUGGAGGUGGAGCGUAAAGACAUCUCUCAGGCCUUCAAGCUGGAGAUCAGUGAGCUGGAGGAGCAGAAGGCUCAGGUGGAGCAGCAGGUGAAGCAGCUGAAGGACGCUCUGGACAAACUGCAUACUCAGAUUCAGCGAGGAGGAGGAGGAGGAGGAGGGUGGAGUAAUGAGCAGGAGCGCAGGGUGCAGCGGGAGCGGGCAGAGCUGGAGCAGAACUUUGCCAGAGAGAUCAGUAACCUGGUCCAGAGGCUGAGCUCUGAGAAGGAGCAGCUGGAGGCCGAGCUGAGGCUGAAGAUGGACCAGGAGGUGAUGCUGGUCAGGACUCAGCUGGAGGAGGUCCGAUCAGAGAACGGAGCUCUUCAGGAGCGACUGACUGUCCUGCAGCAGGAAGUGCAGAACCUGGAGGAAGACGUCUCCAAGAAGAGGAGGAAACUGGAGGAGAUGGAGAGAGAACACGAGAGGAGCAGAGAAGAAGAAGAGAGGCUGCACAAAGAGAACUGUAAGUAUCGAGAGGAGGUCCUGGAUCUGAGCAGCAGGAACCUGCAGCUGAGCAACGACAACACCGAGCUCAGCACCCGUCUCCGUGGAGAUCAGGAGUCAGCCCGGAUGCUGCGGGAGCGCUUGGCGACCGUCUCCAAGGAGCAGGAGGAGGAGGGGGCUACGGUGCGGCGGCUGCAGGACGCAGCGAUGCAGCAGGACAGAGAGAAGCUGCAGCAGCAGACGGCGUGGACGCAGGAGAGACAGCUGCUGGAGACAGAGCUCAGCUGCUGCAGGGACAAGCUGCAUCGUCUGUCGGAGGUGGAGGCGGAGCUUAGCACGGUGACGCUGAAGCUUCAGUGGCUGGGGGAUGACAAGGCAAAACUACUGAGAGAGGCCGACGAGCGAAACAACAAGGUGGAGAACCUGCAGCAGUGUCUUCUCUCUCUGGAGUCGGAGGCGGAGCUGCUUCGCUCUCAGCUCCACGUCGUCAGUCAGGAGAAACUCAGCCACGCCCAGGAAGUGACUGACCUGCAGAGGAAGCUGCAGGACGCUCACAACAAGGUGGAGGAGCUGGAGAACGGCGUCAGGAAGCUGAUGAAGGAGAAGGAGGAGCUCUGUCGGGCCCAGGAGGAGCAGGAGGAGCAGGCCUCCAUCACCCUGCAGGAGGAGAUCCGCAGACUGAGAGUCCAGAACCAGGAGCUCCAGAACAAGCUGUUGGAGCUGCAGGUCCAGGGUCUGGAGGUCCACAAUCUGACCCAGGAGCAGCAGAACCUGAAGACCGAAGUGAGGGAGCUGGAGACGGCCCGGAUGCAGGCGCAGGACCAGGCGGCGCGGGCCGACACGGCGCUCAGUCUGGUGCAGGCGCAGCACCUGCGGCAGCUGCAGCAGCUGCGGGAGCGGAUGGGGGAGGGACGCAGGGAGGAGGUGGAGCUGCUGCAGGUCCGGCUGGAGGAGGAGCAGAGGAGGAGUCAACAGCUGGAGGAGACGCUGAGGCUCCAUGCCCAGCAGAGCAGCUCUCAGAUCAGCAUCAAGCAGGAUCAGUAUGAGAAGGCCCUGGCCUCCCUGCAGCAGAGGAUGGAGGACCUGGAGACCAAACUGAAGGGGGUCCGGAUGGUUCUGCAGGAGAAAGUGCAGCAGCUCAAAGAGCAGCUGGUGAAGAACAACAAGUCUGCCGCGCUGCUCAAGGAUCUGUACGUGGAGAACUCUCAGCUGAUGAAGGCGCUGCAGGUCACCGAGCAGCGGCAGAAAAACGCAGAGAAGAAGAACUUCCUGUUGGAGGAGAAGGUCGCCGCCCUCAACAAGCUGCUGAGAGAAAUUGUCCCCGCCUCACUCGCCACGUAGCUGAACAUCCAAUCAGCAGCUGGCCUGAGAUCAGCUUCACUGAAGCAGCUUCAAGCCUGUGUGGUUAGCCUAGCUUAGCACAAAGACUGGAAGCAAAGGGAAACUGUUAGCAUAGCCUCCCUAAAAACAGAAUAACAACAAACACACAGAUCUGAGACCUGCUCUGACACACGACACACACUCAGAAAAAUCUGAAGUGGCACAAAUAAAACUGAAAAAAAAAAACAUUAUUUCGAGGAAAAGGUUCAAAUAUUUCAAGAACAAAGUCAAAACUUUAUGAAAAAAUCAAUUUCAUGAGUAAAAACAAAUUUGGACGUAAAAUUAUUGAAGGAGAAAAGCAACAUUUCAAAAUAAAUUCAUAUUUCGAGAGUAAAAUGGAGACGCUUGUUUUGUUGUGUUAAACCACUCAGGGCAAAGGUCACCUGACACCUGUCUGAUGUAAAGUUAUGACUCAUUACGAAAUGUUUUGUUGUAAAAUUAAGACUGCAAAUAUUAUAAUAUU
Molecule: messenger RNA, 4394 nt
Organism: Seriola dumerili (greater amberjack)
Lineage: Eukaryota; Metazoa; Chordata; Actinopteri; Carangiformes; Carangidae
Gene: ninl
Product: ninein like
Exons: 30
Coding region: 47-3892 (1281 amino acids)
Biological process (GO): microtubule anchoring at centrosome
Cellular component (GO): centrosome
Molecular function (GO): calcium ion binding
Source: RefSeq, a predicted model, not a curated record